This is a messenger RNA of Drosophila nasuta, 1604 nucleotides long. RefSeq lists its product as uncharacterized. The coding region runs from base 87 to 1439 and encodes 450 amino acids. The transcript is spliced from 2 exons. Gene Ontology annotation, biological process: negative regulation of protein sumoylation. The record is from RefSeq and is a predicted model, not a curated record. Lineage: Eukaryota; Metazoa; Arthropoda; Insecta; Diptera; Drosophilidae. Gene Ontology annotation, molecular function: calcium ion binding.
AAAUAGUGUCGUAAGGUCUGGUUUGAAAUCAGAAUCAAAUUUGGAUUAAUCUCAUAGACACGCAUCGUCUAGGAGCAUCUUUGAAAAUGAAAUUCUUCGUUAUUGCCUUCGCUGUGAUCGCAGCUGCUGCGGCCACCUCCAUCUCCACGGAGUACCUGCCCCCAGUGGACAAUAACCUCGAAGUCGUCGCCGAGUCGAUCGAUGCCCCAGUCGAGCAGGGUGUGCUCAGUGAUGAUGGCUACCGUUACAAGACCGUGCGUCGCCUGAAGUUGCGCCACCGUCGUGAUGUCAGCGAACUCCCCCUCGAAUACCUGCCCCCUGUUGAGGCCGCCUCUGAGGAAGUCGCUGUUGAGACCCCAGUUGCUGAGGAUGGCUACCGUUACAAGACCGUCCGUCGUGUGAUCCGUCGUCGUCGUGAUGUGAGCGAACUCCCCCUCGAAUACCUGCCCCCAGUUGAGGCUGCCGCUACCCAGGAGGUCGCUGUUGAGGCUCCCGUCCAGGAAUCCGCCGUCCUUGCUGAUGAUGGCUACCGUUACAAGACCGUCCGCCGUGUGAUCCGUCGUCGUCGUGAUGUCAACGAGCUCUCCAACGAAUACCUGCCCCCAGUUGAGGUUGCCGCUACCCAGGAGGUCGUUGCUGCUGCUCCCGUCGAGGAAUCCGCCGUCCUUGCUGAUGAUGGCUACCGUUACAAGACCGUCCGCCGUGUGAUCCGUCGUCGUCGUGAUGUCAACGAGCUCUCCAACGAAUACCUGCCCCCAGUUGAGGUUGCCGCUACCCAGGAGGUCGUUGCUGCUGCUCCCGUCGAGGAAUCCGCUGUCCUUGCUGAUGAUGGCUACCGUUACAAGACCGUCCGUCGUGUGAUCCGUCGUCGUCGUGAUGUCAACGAGCUCUCCAACGAAUACCUGCCCCCAGUUGAGGUUGCCGCUACCCAGGAGGUCGUUGCUGCUGCUCCCGUCGAGGAAUCCGCUGUCCUUGCUGAUGAUGGCUACCGUUACAAGACCGUCCGUCGUGUGAUCCGUCGUCGUCGUGAUGUCAGCGAACUCCCCCUCGAAUACCUGCCCCCAGUUGAGGCUGCCGCUACAGAGGCCGUCGCUGUUGAGACCCCAGUUGCUGAGGAUGGCUACCGUUACAAGACCGUCCGUCGUGUGAUCCGUCGUCGUCGUGAUGUCAGCGAACUCCCCCUCGAAUACCUGCCCCCAGUUGAGGCUGCCGCUACUGAGGCCGUCGCUGUUGAGACCCCAGUUGCUGAGGAUGGCUACCGUUACAAGACCGUCCGCCGUGUGAUCCGUCGUCGUCGUGAUGUGAGCGAGCUCGCCAACGAAUACCUGCCCCCAGUUGAGCAGACCCCCAUCAUCGAUGUGCCCGCUGAGCCCACCAUCUUGGCUGAUGAUGGCUACCGUUACAAGACUGUCCGUCGCCUCAAGCUCCGUCGUCACUAAAGUCCCACACUAAUUACCCACCCACCUCCUCAGGCUUUGAGAUUGCCAGAUGCAACUGAAUUGCUCUGUCGAACUCAAUUGAACUUAAGAUAAGCGUAUUAGUCAAUGAUAACGAGUUAUGAAUAAUUCGAGUACAAAACCGAAACAACAAUAAAACAUUUUUUA